This is a messenger RNA of Juglans regia (Persian walnut), 1575 nucleotides long. Its product is annotated as dof zinc finger protein DOF4.6-like. Gene Ontology annotation, molecular function: DNA-binding transcription factor activity; DNA binding. The coding region runs from base 221 to 1063 and encodes 280 amino acids. The transcript is spliced from 2 exons. Lineage: Eukaryota; Viridiplantae; Streptophyta; Magnoliopsida; Fagales; Juglandaceae. The record is from RefSeq and is a predicted model, not a curated record. Gene Ontology annotation, biological process: regulation of DNA-templated transcription.
UAUCCUCUCUCUCUCUCUCUCUCUCUCGGCCUCCCCACUAUGCACACAGCACAUAAAGCAAGCAAAGGACAAGGGUGAAACAUAGAUAGAACGGCCAACCAAACCGUCAUAAACAUUCCUUUUCCUCCUUUUUAUUAUAACCAGUUUCGAGAAAAAGAGUUCAGUUUACUCUCUCUGAAGACAUCGUUUGCUUGUUCCUUUUCUUCUUUCAGUUGCAUCCAUGGACACGGCUCAAUGGCCACAGGAGAUUGUGGUGAAACCAAUAGAAGAGAUAGUCACCAACACAUGUCCAAAGCCUGCAGCUUUAGAGAGGAAAGCAAGGCCUCAGAAAGAACAAGCCCUUAACUGUCCAAGGUGCAAUUCAACUAACACCAAGUUCUGCUACUACAACAACUACAGCCUCACACAGCCAAGGUACUUCUGCAAGACUUGUAGAAGGUACUGGACUGAAGGUGGGUCCCUUAGAAACAUUCCUGUGGGAGGGGUUUCAAGGAAAAACAAGAGGUCAGCCUCCUCCACUUCUUCGUCUUCUUCAAGAACGCUUCCUAAUCUGGUCACACAUCAAAGCUUGUCACAGUCUUCCUCUCAAAACCCUAAGAUCGGUGAGGGCCAAGAUCUUAAUUUGGCUUUCCCAGCCACUCAAGAUUUUAGAACUAUCUCUGAAUUGAUUCAAUUACCCAGUAUUCAAAACGGCAACAAGAACCAAAUUUCUACUACUUCUACGACGAGUAGUACCACAGCUCAGCUUUCUGCUUUGGAGCUUCUUACUGGACUCACUUCAAGGGGCUUCAAUUCCUUCAUGCCCAUGUCUAUUCCAGAUCCAAACUCAGCUCAUACAUCUGGGUUUCCCCUGCAGGAUUUCAAGCCAAACCUGAAUUUCUCUCUGGAUGGGUUUGCAAGUGGAUAUGGGAGCUUCCAGGGCGUUCAGGAGACUAGUGGAAGGCUUUUAUUUCCAUUUGAGGAUUUGAAACAGGUCUCACACACAAGUGGUAUUGAGCAAAAUAAAGAACAAGGAGAUUCAACUGGAUUUUGGACUGGGAUGUUAGGAGGAGGAUCAUGGUAAAGAAGAUGAAAGAUCGUCUGGGUUUUCUGUUUUUUCCUUCUCUUUUUUAUUGUGGGUUUUGGGUUUUAUUAAUCUCUCAUGGUGGGUUACGUGUUUGGGUUUCUUCAUAACUAACAUAUAGGAUGCACCGGUUUCUCUCUCCUUCUGGUUCUCUAUUUUCCUUCUAAUCUUCUUGUUUACUCUUUGAGCAUGGUAGGAUUUUGAAGCUUAUAUUUUUAGGUCGGCUUCAGAAGAGGAUGGCAUGGGAUACUGUACAAGGAUAGAAGGAGAGAUCAAGACAUGCCCAGAUUCUUUUAGGGUUAACAAGUAGAGAAGGGCAUGCAUGCACCAUGCUCUUUAUUUUAUGUAAUUUCUUCUAUCACAAGAAAAAAGAGCAGAAGGGCAACAACCCACUAUAUAUUGUGUGUCACAUUGGCUUGGUACAAAAAAUUAUGUACAUGCGCAAGUUUGUAAGGAGUUUCAUUGAUGAAAAAGCCUUUGUUUAUAGUAUUUUUCAUUGUGGCUUUGAUUUC